CCGGGUCUGUUUCUUUGUAUGUUUUUAUGUGCGGAGUCCAUUGUUUUAUAGCGGAUUUAGCAUUGUAACUACAGUGGGUGUUUUUUCUGCUGUUACUAUACAGCGAACCAUAUAACUGACGGAUCUUAGCUGGCCGCUAUCUAACGUAGCAAGCUAACUAGCUUGCUACAGAGCUGGUUAACUUCGCAGGAUGAGAAGUAGUUUGCACUUAGUUAAAUGACAGCAUGUGUUCGUCCCCCUCGUUUUUUGACCUUACAGUCUCUAGCGAUGCAUUUCGUAUAUGUGUGGUACAGUGUUAUUCUAAAAGCGUAUUAAACGGAGAUGUUCUGUUUUGUGGCAAAGCCUCGUUGAAACCGGAGGCGACUGAGGUGGGUAGCGGCGCAUCAUGGACCGAUCGAGUGGACAGCAACCUGCCGCGUCGGCUGCCCACCUGUAGCACCAGCGUUAUGGCGCACACAACCGACGGCAUCAGAGACAGCACGGUGGUAUGUGUCGGUAAAGAAGGUGCGCCCGGCGCCGCUCCGAUGGUGAACGGCGGUAUCUCGGCGCCCGGCUCCUCCUCCUCCCUGCCCCCGCCCCGCUCCCUGUCCCUCCCCACCUACCGGCCCUCCCUGCUCUUCAGCGGCCCGCCGGAGGAGGACCGGGUCAGCCUGGCGUCCCAGGACUCGGGCAUCCCCACCCUGGAGAUCAACAACCCGGAGCACAUCCACGCCCGGUCGGGCCCCGGCGAGGGCCCCGCCACGCUGACGCUGGAGCCGGCGGACGGCGGCGGCCCGCGGAAGUCGUCCACGUUCCCGCGCAGCGCCCACGACGCGGCGCGGCUCUUCAGCCCCGGCGCCCGCAGCGCGCUCAACCGCAGCGACGACAUCUCGGUGUGCAGCGUCUCCAGCCUCAGCACCGAGCUGUCCGCCACGCUGUCCGCCAGCAACGAGGACAUCCUGGACUUCAUGGUCACCUCCGACUCCAGCGCCAUCGUCGCCCUGGAGACGGACGACACGCACUUCUCCGACGUCACGCUCUCCUCGCCCGUGGAGUGCGGGGACCUGUGGAGCCCCCGGCGACGGCCCCCCGCCGCCUCGCAGGAGGACGCCCGCGUCAAGAGACUGGGGCCCCUGGCCAGCUUCUUUACCAGGAGUCUGUUUGCCAGGAAGGUGAAGGAGCCCCGGCCUCUGGAGCAGAGGGAGCCGGGCUGGAAGCUCUUUGGGAAGGUUCCCCUGAGGGAGGCGUCCGUGAAGGACCCCCGCAAAAUCCAGAAGGAAUAUGAAACAAGAAGUGGAAGACCUGGCAACCUGGCAUCUCCCAAACAGAGCGUGAGGAAGAACCUGGAUUUCGAGCCCCUGUCCACCACAGCGCUUAUCCUGGAGGACCGUCCAGCGAAUCUUCCGGCAAAGCCAGCAGAAGAGGCGCAGAAACACAGACAGCAGUAUGAAGAGAUGGUGGCUCAGGCCAAGAAGCGAGAGAUGAAGGAGGCACAGAAGAGGAGGAAGCAGCUGGAGGACAGGUGCAGGCUGGAGGAGAGCAUCGGCAACGCUGCGCUCACCUGGAACCAGGAAAUCCUCCCCAACUGGGAGACCAUGUGCACGUCUCGGCGUGUUCGGGAGUUGUGGUGGCAGGGCGUGCCCCCCAGCGUCAGGGGCAGGGUGUGGAGCCUGGCCAUCGGAAACGACCUCAACAUCACCCACGAGCUCUACAGUAUCUGCCUGGCCAGAGCCAGAGAGAAGUGGAAAGCCAUGCCAGCCUCGGGCUCUGACACCGACGGCGAAGAUGCUGGACUAUCUGUAGCAGACAAAGAAGCGAGUCUGGAGCUGAUAAAGUUAGAUAUUUCCAGGACGUUCCCCAGUCUCUGUAUAUUCCAAAAGGGUGGCCCUUAUCAUGACAUGCUGCACAGCAUUCUGGGAGCCUACACCUGCUACAGGCCAGAUGUGGGAUAUGUACAAGGCAUGUCCUUCAUUGCUGCAGUGUUUAUUCUGAAUCUGGACACUGCAGAUGCUUUCAUGGCUUUUACCAACCUGCUGAACAAACCCUGUCAGAUGGCAUUCUUUAGAGUGGACCACAGCCUUAUGUUGACUUACUUUGCGGCAUUUGAAGUGUUCUUUGAGGAGAAUCUACCAAAGCUGUUUGCACAUUUUAAGAGCAACAACCUAAGUCCCGAUAUUUAUUUAAUUGACUGGAUCUUCACCCUGUACAGUAAGUCUCUGCCCCUGGACCUGGCGUGCCGCGUGUGGGACGUGUUCUGCCGGGACGGAGACGAGUUCCUGUUCCGCACGGCUCUGGGCAUCCUGAAGCUGUACGAGGACAUCCUGACCCAGAUGGACUUCAUCCACAACGCGCAGUUCCUCACCAAGCUGCCCGAGGACAUCUCUGGGGACGCGCUGUUCGCCGCCAUCGCCACCGUCCAGAUGCACAGCAAGAACAAGAAGUGGGCUCAGGUACUGCAAACAUUACAGAAGGAAGAGCGGGGCAGUCCUGUCCUUAAACACUGAGUCACAGAACACACACACACACACACACACACACACACACACUCACACUCACACUCACACAGCUUUAUGAUCACAGUAAUGGCAUAUAUAAACAUAUAUUUGUAAAAGCCAUUUGUAUGAGCUAUGCCUUGCUGGGGGGACAGUGAGGUCACCCUGAGAAACACAUUCACUCACACACACACACGCACACACACACGCACAAACACACGCACACAGAGAAACACAUUCACUAACACACACACACACACGCACACACACACGCACACAGAGAAACACAUUCACUCACACACACACACACACACACACACACACACAAACACAUUCACACACACACACCAUACACACACACACUGAGAAACACACAUGCACACACAGAGAAACACAUUCACUCUCUCUCUCUCUCACACACACACACACACACAGCUUUAUGAUCACAGUAAUGGCUUAUAUAAAGAUGGAUUUGUAUGAGCUAUGCCUUGCUGGGGGGACAGUGAGGUGAGGUGAAGCUGGGGCAGAGGAUGCUCUUGACUCGUAUGCGGGCCAAUCUCAUCAGACACUGGACCAGAACCUUUAGCAGAACUCGACAGAAUAAGCCUUAAGCACUGCCCUCACCCCCCCACUCCAUCCCCCCUCCCCCCAGGUAAAGACUGAUGUAUACCAAACGAAGAAAUAAACGGAUGUCAACGAAUGUAAACACCUUCCAUAUCUUAUCAGGGUUUCUACUGGACACUGGACAUCAGUUCCCAAAAUGAACUCUGUUACUCCUUUGGGCAUUUUCACAUUUGCUGUUGCUUUGAGUUCUCUUUACAGUCAAUCAGUCUGCUGUCAUUCCGGUGAUGUUUUGAGUUUUGGCUUUUUUUUUUUUUUUUUGGUUGGCUUUUUAAAAAUAUAUAUAAAAUGUUUUCGGGAAUACACACACAACUCCAAAGGGUCCGUGUCUUAGAGCAGUGAACUGAAUUGGGGGCAUAGAGUGGGAAAAAUGUAAUUCUCAAAGCUACCGUUGCUCCUGCUGUAAAGGGACAGCAAUGGUCACUUGAUGCCACAGACGCAGGGUUUAGGACAGGGGCACAGCUUGCGCAACGGAGCUGCCAUAGGAUGGGCACUAGUUAUUUUGUCUCACUGGGUACUCUGUGGAUUUUUUUUUUUUUUUUUUUUUUUUUUUUUUUUUUUUUUUUUUUUCCUUGUUUGACGUUCGUUUUUGUUCUGGUUGGUUUGUGCACAUUUCAUUUUGGAAAGUGGUGUUUUUAUGACUGUUGAUGAGGUUUGAUGUAGAACUGUAGCUUUUCUUCUGCGGCUUUUUGUUCCCUCCGUGUACCUUUCUCUCAGUCAUUCUGCACUAGAGUAUUUCGUCUCAAUGAAAUCUUUCUACUUGAUUCUUGAAAAGUACGUUUUAGGUCCGUAUAACCUUAUUUUUGUGUACCAUUCCAUCUGUAUAAACUUGUAAAGCUUAUGUAUAUGUGGUUGAAAUUGCUGCCGAGUAGACUGGAUUCUGAAUCUGAAACACAUUUAUGAUCUUUAGGCUGCUUCUCCAAAUGUGUUUGGCUACUGAUACUUAUGUGCAAUAGAAGGAUUUGGGGAGAAUGUCGAGAUUCCUUUAGCUGGAUGAGGCGAUCGCCUUGAUGAAUUACUGUCGUUUUUUCUGCAAUAGUGCCCAAAAUUUGGACACCGGCUUUGUGGCUUAGUCGUGCAUCAAGUGCUUUUAUUUAUGGUGACUGCUGUUUUCUGUGAAGGGGAGUAACGAAGCUUAAUUGCUUCACUUCCUUCUGGAUUGUGUGAAAAUGAUCAAGGCUGAAGAGGAAGAGCUUUUCAGAGUUUUGUCAGAUGUUUAAUCUGGUGGGAUUUUCCUGGCGAAACUGAGAGAGGGGUUGUGUGUUUGUCCAACCAGUCAUUAACUUUGUCAGAUUCAGGCGAAACCUCCUCAGAGUUGGACAGAACCGAGUAAGUUUGAAAUCGUUGUUGCGUCCCUGCCACCGUCAUCUCGCUGUCUCUCCUGCUGUAAGGGGAGAGCUCACAAUUUUGCUCUUUCAAAAUAAAAUAAAAACCGAAAUCCCUUUUAAGAGAGUGUCAGUUUAGCUUGGACUGCAUUUUCGAGACAUCUCCCUGAAUGUAGCGUUAGCUGGGGCUGCUUUUUAGAGACAUCCCCCUUCAAUGUAGCAUUAGCCCGGGACUGCUUUUCAGAGAUUUCCCUCUCAGUGUAGCAUUAGCUGGGACUGCUCUCUCCUUCCUGCCUUUUGUAGUCUCUCACUUCCC
This is a messenger RNA of Conger conger (European conger), 4733 nucleotides long. It is a transcript of the gene tbc1d14, whose product is annotated as TBC1 domain family, member 14. Lineage: Eukaryota; Metazoa; Chordata; Actinopteri; Anguilliformes; Congridae. Bases 225 to 2483 code for a protein of 752 amino acids. The record is from RefSeq and is a predicted model, not a curated record. The transcript has 14 exons.